AGUAAACCAAAAAUGUACUCUAGAGCAUUUCCGAUGUUUCAUUUUGCAUGACGCGAUCAGGUCUCACUGAGACCAAAUAGAUAUAAAAUAUGCUAAAACUAUGGCUACAUGUUUUUUUUUACCUUUUUUUUUACCUUAAUUAUGUCAAGCAAAGCUCUUACUUAUCUCGUCACUGGUUCUUCCCGUGGCAUUGGUCUUGAAUUUGUCCGUCAAAUAGCAGCUGGUGGCAACACGGUAUUUGCGACUGCCAGACGUCCUGAUCAAUCAGAAGGACUUGGUGAAUUGAUAGACGAAGAAAAAGUAUUUGGUGUAUCAUUGGAUGUAGCAGAUAACGAAUCUGUUCAAAAGGCUGUUUCUCAUAUUACAGACAUUGCUCCUGAUGGUAUUGAUGUGUUGAUCAAUAAUGCAGGUAUUGGGUCUGGUGGAUCCAAGACAGUCUUUGAAACUUCUGAAGAGGAUUAUUUGACCAAGUUCAAGACCAAUAUGCUUGGUGCAGCUAAUGUAACCACUGCAUUUUUGCCUUUGAUGCGUAAGGCAGAGACACGAAAGAUUCUCAACAUGUCUUCUGUGUUGGCUUCUAUCCAAUCUCGAGGCCCAGACAACCAGAUCAAGACUGCAGUUGCAUUCAGUGUAUCUAAAGCAGGCCUUAAUAUGUUUACUCGAUUGACAGCAAGUCAAUUGGCUGAAGAAAAAUUUAUUGUUUAUGCAUCUCAUCCUGGUUGGGUCAAGACUGAUUUUGGUGGUAUCAAAGCACCCAUGUCAUCUGAACGUUCUGUCAAGGCACAGCUGGAAGUUUUAGCUAAGCUAAAGCUUGAAGACAAUGGCAAGUUCUUUGAUUAUCGUGGAAGAGAAAUUCCAUGGUAAUUACUGUAUAAAAUCGUUUUCAUACACACUUUAUUCAUAAUAUCAACCUAAGAUGCCCUUUCUUAUUGAGUAUACUUUGUCUUUGUUUUUUUUUUCUUUUAGUAUGCAUGCUUGAAUACAGAUCAAUCGAAAAAGAACGAUUCAAAGGCAACAAUGAAUUCAACAUGAUGAAGUUUAAUUGGUAGUUUGAAG
Gilbertella persicaria is the source of this 1056-nucleotide messenger RNA. RefSeq names its product 4-dihydrotrisporin dehydrogenase. The record is from RefSeq and is a predicted model, not a curated record. Gene Ontology annotation, molecular function: oxidoreductase activity, acting on the CH-OH group of donors, NAD or NADP as acceptor. The transcript has 3 exons. Lineage: Eukaryota; Fungi; Mucoromycota; Mucoromycetes; Mucorales; Choanephoraceae. The coding region runs from base 109 to 864 and encodes 251 amino acids.